AUUAAGUGUUUUAACUUUUCGGUAAUGGAAAUCCCAUUAAGGUUAAAGUUACAUACAUGAAAACAAAACUAGAGUCUAAAUAUAUCUUGCUUUUGAAUCUAUAUACCCCAUUACUUCAAUUCACUACAGAUAACUUUAUUCUCCAAUUUUAAGAUGAUCAAAGUAGUACAUAGUUUUAAUCAUUAUUAAACAAAGCUCCUAGUAAAACUUUGAAACGAGAAGACCAAGGAGGCAAUAGUCAAGUGGAAUAAUAAUAGAGCCUUGCACUCCAUCUUGAAUCUGCAUGAAAACAACAAUGGACAAAAUAAACCACUUUGUUUGAUUCCACUAAUUUUUAAUGUUUAUGUACUUUGAUAAUGUCAAUGAAUUAAUUAUCUUCAUUCUUAUCCUCUUUUGGGAACAAUACAAGAAGUGAUGGAUGACCUUGCAUGGUUCCAUAUAGACAUUUAGAUAUUAGAUUUAGAUUCAUUCAAAUCUUAUACCUCAAGCCUCAAACUUUAUUGUGUCAAUGAAUGAGAACAAGAUUGAUUAUUGCAGAGGAAUGAUUCAACAAAGCCAAGGAGGACUAUUUGAUACCAUACAGUGUUGGAACAUGGUUGGAGGAGGAUCACGGCCGCCACUGCCGCCACAAAUAGGCCCUGCUGCCACCAUCAUGAGCCGGUUCGAGUCGCCGGCUUCUGCCUUCUAUGCAGCAGAACUCUGCAUGGGGUUUGCAGAAUAUGAACACUCUCAGGCUCAGUUCUCUAAGAUGAAUAAUAAUAAUAAUAAUAAUGAUUUGGAAUUCCCUUUGUAUCAAAGGGACAAAUUUGAUCUCUCAAACACUUUGCAAGCAAUGGUGAAUUCUCAAUUCAAUACCAAAAAUCAAUGCUUUAGAUCAUCCAACAAAAUCCCAUGUGACAAUUUUCCUGCCAGAAAGUUCCAUCACCAACAGAAGUUCUUCACUGAUGCCAUGACUUCACCAUUUCCUAACAAAGGAAAUCAAGAUAAUAUAGUGAGCUUUGAUUCUUAUCAAGAUAGGUCUCCAACACCUUCUUCAGGAGGAAGUGUAUCAGCAAACUCUGCUUCUAAUGGGGUAACCAUAUCGAGUAAGACGCGUAUAAGAUGGACUCAGGAUCUUCAUGAAAAGUUUGUUGAAUGUGUGAAUCGCCUUGGUGGUGCUGAUAAGGCAACACCAAAGGCUGUAUUGAAGAUGAUGGACUCAGAUGGAUUAACAAUCUUUCAUGUCAAAAGCCAUUUGCAGAAAUAUAGAAUUGCUAAGUACAUGCCUGACCCAAUUCAUAAUGGGAAAUCUGAGAAAAGAAUCCACAUAGAGAAUCUUCAACAUCAACAUCUUCAUCUUGAUAUGAAGAGUGGAAUUCAAAUUAGAGAAGCACUUCAACAACAAUUAGAUGCACAAAAGCUUCUUCAUGAACAACUAGAGAAUCAGAGAAAGUUGCAGCUGCGAAUCGAGGAACAAGGUAGGCAGUUGAAGAAAAUGUUUGAAGAGCAGCAAAAAGCAACGAAUGAACUUUUGAAUUGUCAGAAUAUAAUAACCAAAGAUGAUACAUAAAUUCAGAUUAGUCAUUUGAUCGAUACCUUUAAUUAAUUUCUAUGUAAAAGUGGUUAUUGUUUUUUCAAAUUUUUCUUAAGGGAGAAAAAAAAUAAAUAGUUAAUCAUGGCACGUAUAUGAAGUGUGCUUUACAUACUGUAUUAUAUCGUAUAUCAGAUCCUAUGCAUACACUAGAACUACUGAAUAAGAAAGUUCAUACUGUAUUUUAAGUUCUCUAAAUGGAGAACUUUUUUUCUUUUC
Messenger RNA from Arachis ipaensis, 1789 nucleotides. RefSeq lists its product as uncharacterized. Lineage: Eukaryota; Viridiplantae; Streptophyta; Magnoliopsida; Fabales; Fabaceae. The record is from RefSeq and is a predicted model, not a curated record. Gene Ontology annotation, molecular function: DNA binding; DNA-binding transcription factor activity.